GUUCAGCUUUCCCUCAUUAAACUUUUUUAGAAGCAACUCUCAAAUAGCUCUUCUGAGAGGCUUGACUCGCUAAGUCCUUAAAAACGGAAAAUCUCCGAAACAGUACGUGCCAUUGUGCCAAAGCAGAACGACCGUUGGAUGAGAAUCAACCGUAAAUCACAGAAACGGAAAUCAAACCGUACGUAAUAUCUAAACAUAACCCGGAUCCAGCUCUGUGACGCUGCUUGGUUAGCGUUUGCUUCGCUACGGCUUUCACCUACCUGCUUACCACUCUGAGCAAAAACAAUAGAAAGAAAGAAGCACCGGUUUCUGUUUCUGCACCGCCAUGUCUUCUUCCGAUCCCGAGAAGUUGAUUGCCAAGGCCGAUAAGCUAACAAAAUUGAGUCUCACAAGGUGGAGUGCUGAUUGGAAAAGUGCCACUCUUCUGUAUGAGCAAGCUGCUAACAGUUUUAGGGUUGCCAAGAAAUAUGAGAAAGCAAAAGCAGCAUUUGAAAUGGCUUCCAAGGGUCAAGAGAUAAUCUCCUCCCCCUGGGAUGCUGCUAAGCAUAUGGAGUCUGCUGCUGCUCUAGCAAAGGAACUAGGCAACUGGAAUGAAGUUGCUGAUCUUUAUAGAAGGGCAUCUGAGCUGUAUAUUGAGUGUGGGAGAUCACAACCUGCAUCAGAUGCUCUAGCGAAGGCUGCACGUGCUCUAGAAGAUGCUAUGCCUGAUGUUGCUGUUCAACUGUAUACUGAUGCUUGUGUUAUUCUUGAAGAGGAUGGCAAGGAACAAAUGGCGUUUGAUCUAUACCGUGCUGCCAUUAGUGUUUAUAUAAAGCUUGAGAAGUAUACAGAUGCUGCAGCUAUCUUGUUGAGAUUGGGUCUAGCAGCGGACAAAUGCAAUGCUACCAAUAGCCAGUGCAAAGCAUAUCUUGGUGCAAUUAUAGUUUAUCUUUAUGCUCAUGAUCUCAAGCAAGCAGAAAAGUGCUACAAUGAUUGUGCACAGAUUGAUGCCUUUUUGAGCAGCGACCAGAAUAGGUGUGCUACUAAACUACUUUCUGCUUAUAGGGAAGGUGAUAUUGAAGAAAUCAAACGCCUUGCUCAGUCUAGCACUGUUUCACAUCUUGACCAUGCGAUAAUUAAGAUUGCAAGAAAACUUCCAACGGGGGACGUUACCGCAUUCAAAACUGAUGCUACAAAAGAGGAAGAAGAAGAAUUGGAUGAGAAUGACCUCACAUAAAAGAUUGGCAGUAGUUAUAUAAAUUGGUGGGUUUUGGCUUUGGUAUAGAGCAUGUAUAAAGCAUAUAUUAUAAUUUCAUUUUAUUUGAUAUUGUGAAUGUUGUUCUCCCAUUUUUAACAUUCUGUGUUUUAAGAGGUGUUGACUGUGUACAAAUAUAUACCUUUUAUCAAUAUUUUUAAUGUAUUGGAUUAGCUAAGUUUUCAAACAUUUUAAUUUUAAAACAAUAAGGUAUUCGUAAUUAAG
Molecule: messenger RNA, 1459 nt
Organism: Jatropha curcas
Lineage: Eukaryota; Viridiplantae; Streptophyta; Magnoliopsida; Malpighiales; Euphorbiaceae
Gene: GSNAP
Product: gamma-soluble NSF attachment protein
Biological process (GO): intracellular protein transport
Cellular component (GO): vacuolar membrane; SNARE complex
Molecular function (GO): syntaxin binding; soluble NSF attachment protein activity
Source: RefSeq, a predicted model, not a curated record